AUGGCAGAAGUCGCAGCUGGUGUCAUCGCAGUCGAGCAAGUCGUCUCAACCGGCCUUGAAGUCGGCGCCGCAGCCACCGUAGCUCGUCCCACGCAGCCUCUCACUGCAGUCUUGAGCCAAAUCGCUACAACCCCGAAAGACGAUGACUCGUAUGUCCCUCACGCAGUGCUUGGCGGCAGUGCUAACAAGAGUAGUCUGUCCCUUGCGAGAUCUCAUCAUAGCGUCAGUGUCAUCGAUGGCAAAGCGUACAUCUUUGGCGGCAAGAGAGAUGACGGUAAACUCUGCAACAACGACAUCCACGCUGUAUCCAUCGGCGAUCAUCAAGGCGAAGGCGAAUACGCAUGCUACCCAGCCGUAGGCGACGAAGGCCAAAUCCCCUCUCCCCGCAUCAACCACGCCUCCUGCACACGUCGCGACACGCUCAUCAUCCACGGCGGCCAAAGCAGCGAUGACCAACCCGUCGAUGAUGAAUUCGCACUCUGGGAAUGGGAGCCCAAAGCCGCACGAUGGUCUUCAAUAACCGCUGCUGGAAAAGCGCCCCAAGCUCGCUACGGACACCAGAUCUUCUACGAUGCCAAGAAGGAUAAUCUUGUUCUUCAUGGAGGGUUUGAGAAUGGGCAGCGGAGUAAGACGACGUGGUUGUUUGACUUUACGACGCGUCUUUGGCAUCCUUUGCCUGAUGCGCCUGCUGAGCCUUUGGCGGCGCAGUUUGUUGAGGGGACGUUGUACGCGAUUAGUGCAGAGUCGGAUGUUCAUGGGUCGGUGCAUUACAUCAAGACUGGUACGAUCCAGGAUGAAUCUCUCGAGGAGAUUCCGGAGUGGACAACCGUUGACUUCCCCUCCAAUCCUCUCGUUCCCGGUCCGCGUCCCCGCGUCGGCAGCGCUUUGAUCCCCGUAACAACCGGCCACGGACGUCGCUACCUGCUCUACCUCCUCGGCAGCCGUCAAGAUGCAUCAAUCUCCAGUGAUAAAACCUACACUGAAGAACACCCGUUCUACUCCGAUAUGUGGACGCUUCAACUUCCCUCCGAUGGAUACAGUGCUACAAGAGUCAAGGAUGCUAUUCGCGACACGAUUCCAGGUGUUCAGUCGGGAGCUUUUAGUUGGCAUGAGCUUGAGAUUGCGCCGGCGGAGAUGACGAAGGAGGCGGGGAAAGUGCAUCCAGGACCGAGGGGGUUCUUUGGAGCUGAUGGUUGUUUGGACGGGAAGGGGGUUUUGAUGUGGGGAGGUGUUAAUGCGAAGGGAGAGACUGAGGCUGAUGGAUGGUUGUUGAAGAUUUCUUAG
This is a messenger RNA of Fusarium musae, 1284 nucleotides long. RefSeq lists its product as uncharacterized. The transcript has a single exon. The record is from RefSeq and is a predicted model, not a curated record. Gene Ontology annotation, molecular function: protein binding. Lineage: Eukaryota; Fungi; Ascomycota; Sordariomycetes; Hypocreales; Nectriaceae. The coding region runs from base 1 to 1284 and encodes 427 amino acids.